Molecule: messenger RNA, 2487 nt
Organism: Rubroshorea leprosula
Lineage: Eukaryota; Viridiplantae; Streptophyta; Magnoliopsida; Malvales; Dipterocarpaceae
Source: the annotation of a GenBank genome assembly
AGGCUUUUCGUCUGUAAAAUGUGGGCACAUAUCAUUUAUCACCCCGACUGCGACUCCUCUCUCCACCGCUCUCCGCCGUGUGUCUCACGCCUCCACCACCGCGCGUCAUCCGCUCGCUCCUCCUAUGACAAGAAUAGUUAACCUUAUUUAAUUAAUUAAUAAAAAAACUUAUAUCCGCUACGUACGACUGUAGAGGGAUAACUGGCCUGUCAGUACAGUUUGGGCUGGCCAAUGUUCUCCUCCAUCAUCUCUUCGCUGUUGCAAUAAAUGAGAAGUUGAGAUGUAAGAAAGAUACACAGCUUUAAAACGAGGGAGGAAAUUCAGAGUUUCGGAGGAGGAAUUUUGUAAGAGAAAGGUCGAGGAGGAGGUGGAGGAGGAGGAGGAGGUGGAGGUCGGUUUUUUUCUGGAGAGGAGGAAAUGGAGGAUAUACUGGAAGAAGAAAGCGGAGAAGAGGAGGUGUUAGGAUCAAGCUUGACGAUGGAGAAGGUGGCGGCGGCGAAGCAGUACAUAGAGAAUCACUACAGAGCUCAGAUGAAGAAUAUUCAAGAACGAAAAGAGAGACGGUGGAUUUUAGAGAGGAAGUUAGCUGCUUCAGAUGUCCCAAAGGAGGAACAGAUUAAUCUGAUAAAAGAUUUAGAACGAAAAGAGACGGAGUUUAUGAGACUUAAAAGGCACAGGAUUUGUGUUGAUGAUUUUGAGCUUUUGACCAUCAUUGGGAGGGGGGCCUUUGGUGAGGUUCGAUUGUGUCGGGAGAAGAAAUCUGGAAAUAUUUAUGCCAUGAAGAAGUUAAAGAAAUCUGAAAUGCUCAAGAGAGGACAGGUGGAACAUGUUAGAGCUGAGAGGAACUUGCUGGCAGAAGUUGCAAGCCACUGCAUAGUGAAACUUUACUACUCAUUUCAGGAUGCUGAAUACUUAUAUUUGAUCAUGGAAUAUCUUCCGGGCGGUGAUGUGAUGACUCUACUGAUGAGGGAGGACACCUUAAGUGAGAAUGUUGCUAAAUUUUAUAUUGCUCAAAGUGUCUUGGCCAUUGAAUCUAUUCACAAACAUAAUUACAUUCACAGGGACAUUAAGCCUGACAAUCUUCUUCUUGACAAAAAUGGUCAUAUGAAGCUGUCAGAUUUUGGCCUUUGUAAGCCUCUUGAUUGUAGAACGUUACCUGCAAUCCAUGAGAAUAAAACCAUGGAUGAUGAAAAUAUGACGGAACCUAUGGAUAUCGAUGGAUGUUUUCCUGAUGCCGACGAUAAGAGUAGUUGGAGAAGUCCCCGUGAACAACUUCAGCAUUGGCAGAUGAACAGGAGGAAGUUGGCAUUUUCAACUGUGGGAACACCAGACUAUAUAGCUCCUGAAGUGUUACUGAAGAAAGGUUAUGGCAUGGAAUGUGACUGGUGGUCACUAGGAGCAAUAAUGUAUGAAAUGCUUGUUGGAUACCCACCAUUUUAUUCAGAUGACCCUAUUACGACAUGCAGAAAGAUUGUCAAUUGGAGAAAUCAACUAAGAUUUCCAGAAGAUGCAAGGUUAAGUCCCGAGGCAAAAGAUCUUAUCUAUAGGUUGCUGUGUGAUGUUGAACAUAGACUGGGUACUGGAGGUGCACAUGAAAUUAAAGUACAUCCUUGGUUCAAGGACAUUGUCUGGGAUAAACUUUAUGAAAUGGAGGCAGCAUUUAAACCUGAAGUCAAUGGCGAGCUGGACACUCAAAACUUUAUGAAGUUUGAUGAAUUGGAUCCUCCUGCACAAGCAAGAACUGGCUCAGGAUCGUCACGGAAGAUGCUAACGACCAAAGAUUUGAGUUUUGUUGGCUAUACAUACAAGAACUUUGAUGCUGUCAAAGCCCUACAUGGUGAAUCUAGGGCAGGUUAUUCUACCAAGCGGACGACCGAGGAUUCUGAGAUGCAGAUGCUUACGUCGUCAGGUGAUCCCAUGUUGCCAUAAAGUAACAGAAUGGGAACCCUCGUAUGUCUACAUAUAGAUAUAUGCCUGCUCUAAUUCAGUUGUUCCUCCAGAUCUGCAAUGCUAGCACGUUAGCUGCCACACAAUUUCUGCAACAACUUCGUCAUGUGUACAGCAGUGUUUGAGAGACCGAAGUCCAGUUCUCAGUUAAACUGGUAGAACAAGAAAGUCUCGUUUUCUUUUUUAGCUGAAAAGGCUUUGUGUAUUAGAAGUUAGAGCAGAGAGUUCUGAAACUUCAUCAUCCACUGGCUGCCCAGGUUGGCUAUCAUAAAAUUGCCUCCUCUUGUGGCAGUUUCUGGUCAAUUUUUAAAUCAUGACAAACCCUAUAGCCAUUUAUGGCGCAACGAUUCCAGAUUGUUGUGUAAACUUCUAUUGACCAAAAAAAAAUCUAAAUUCAGCUUAUUUAGCUGACCCAUUUGUCUUUUUCCCUCUGCAAAUUGCUUGUGUUCUUAAUCUUGCAUUUUGUAUGUGUAAAAUAUGCGUGUGAGCUUGUAUUGUAUUUAAUUUAAAAUUAAUUGAUAAUAAGUGGUAACUUUCUUU